CCUCAGCUCGGACCGAGCGGGCCCGAGCGGCUACCGCCGGGCCCGGGCUGCGAGGCGAGUCCGCGGGCGAGCUUCUGGGAGCGCAGUCACGGCGCGCUGGCCAGGCUACGGUACCGGGGAAAGCCGAGCGACGGCCGCGGAGGCUGGGACCGGGGGACCGGGGCAGGCCGGGACGUCGGCAGGCCUCCGCAAAGCCGCUGCGUCUUCGGGGAAAACCACUCAAAUAGGAAGGACUCCCCCACGAAGAAGCAGAAACAGAGCAGUAGGAUAGCGGUGAGGAAACAGGCAUAUCUCAUGAAUAAAUCUGAAAACGGAGUUGACGAGAGCUUUGAGGAGCUUCUCAUGAAGUACAAACAGAUCCAGCUGGAGCUGGAAUGCAUUCGCAAGGAGGAGAAAAAGGCCCUGAAGCCCAGUGAGGGCUCACCGCAGCAGGAGGAGGCGUCCCCCGCCGUCAGCACCCUGGAGGAGACCGCAUCUCGUGCGGAGAGCGUUCAUCCCGAGGUCCCUGCGCAGGAGCAGGAAGAGAAGAAAGUCUUUCAGGCGUUCAACAUCCGCCCUCUCAGACAGAAGCUGUUGACUCCGGCUGAAAGAGACGCGCUCAACACCAGAACGGCAGACGAGGUGGAAAACAAGGAGGUCGAGCAGAACGCGAAAAGCCCAGAUGAGCCAACCACCCCCAAAGAAGCUGAAGAGGACGGAGAAGAGUCAGAAUCGGACCUGAACAUCUCAGUCGUGAGCAAAGGCUCAGACGGAACUCCGUGCAAGGUGAAGGGGCGGGACGAGGACGAUGAGCUGUCGGAGCUGCAGCUCCGUCUCUUGGCUCUGCAGUCCGCCAGCCGCAGGUGGCAGCAGAAGGAACAGCAGGUGAUGAAGGAGAGCAAGGAGCGGCUGAACCGGACCAGAACGGCACCGGAGCGGGCCGGCCCCGCACCCCCACGACCCCGCAUGCCCACCAGGGCCAGCUGCACCGGCAGGGGCCGCCCGGGUCCCGGGUCCAGGGGGCUGGACAAGGGCAAAGCAGUCUCUAAGGGGCAUCCUGCUAAGAAGAUGGUGAACCCAGCAGCAGCUAAGCAAGCCUGGAGGAAGCAGCAGGUGCGCACCUGGAAACUCCAGCGACAGCAGGAGGAGCAGAAACACGAGGAAGAGGAGGAGAGGAGGAAGAGGGAGGAUGAGAUCCGGAAGAUCCGAGACCUGUCCAAUCAGGACGAGCAGUACAACCGCUUCAUGAUGCUGGUGGGGGGAAAACAGCCCCGCACACGCAGCAAGUCAUCAGACGCUGACCACAGGAAGGUGCUGUUUAAACAGGGUGUGGACACCUCUGGAAACCUGUACCAGUACGACAACUAUGAUGAGGUUGCCAUGGAUACAGACAGUGAAACUAACUCUCCCAGUGCGUCACCAACACGUGAGCUGUUGGGAAUGGUCGGAUCUCCGUACCUUAUUCCACUGACCGCGUUUUCCUUGGACUCCGCCCCUCUCACGCAGGAGGUUCCGGAUGCAUCUCAGUGCGGUGUGGAUCCGCUGGGCGUGGCCCACUCGACCCUGCCCCCUCCCCCCCCGCCCCUGCCCCCGGUGGACGAGCUGGUGCAGCCUCCCAAGCCGCCCUUCGCCGAUGAGGAAGAGGAGGAGGAGAUGAUGCUGAGGGAGGAGCUUCUCAAGUCCCUGGCGAGCAAACGUGCUGUCAGGCCGGAGGACACCUCCAGUAACAGUGGCCCUCCUUCUCCUGCCAUGAGACCUGCAGCUCCGCCUACAGCCAAAAGCGCCACCUCCUCCGUUGGUUUCAGCAGUGGCCCCUUACAGACACGGCCUUCUGGCAAGUUCGGCCGAGGAGCCCCGCCUCCCAGAGCCCCACUAGUGGUGCGUCACCGUAGCAACACUAAAUCUUCACAACUGCUGCCCCGACACAAGGCGGUGGUGGUGCGCCUGAACGCGUCUGACGACAGCGACUCUGAGGGCGAGGCCUCGAGCUCAGUGCAGAGCGUGUUUGGAGGACUGGAGUCCAUGAUCAAAGAAGCCCGCAGAACUGUGGAGGCAUCCAAACCACGGCCUGUGCCUGUGUGUGAGAAGGAGAACAACCCCCUAAGGCCCGCAGACGCACUAAUCGAGGCUAAAAAGUCAGAGUAUCGUCUGCUGAGGGAGCAGCUGGCCAGUCAGGAGAAGCAGCGAGUUGGAAGGCCAGAUGCUGCUGUGGGCGGGGCAUCUCCUGUCGGCGUGGACUUGGACGUUGACGUGGCGGGAAAAGUAGCUGAACUUCAGCUUGCUGACAUCGAGGACAAGUUCACCAAACACUGUGCUCAGCUGGAGAAGGACCAGGUCUUGCUGCAGCACCUCCAGCAUCAGGAGCUGCGGAAGAAGGAGAGUCUGAAAGCGGCCGAGGCCAAGGUGGUGCGGCUCAGAGAGCAGCUGCUCGCCUCUGAAAGGGUCGCCAGCGCCACCCGCCUGCUGCUCAGGAAACUGCAGGAGCAGGUCCAGCGCGUUCAGCAGCGUGUGACUGUUAAGCAGCAUCAGGCCCUGAGGCUGGAGAGGGAGCUGCUUGUAGUGCAGGCAGCAGCCAGCAGGGGGAGCGCCAAGCGCAGUAGCGCCACUGCCCCCACUCUCUCACCAGGUAAGCGGCGUCGCUUGGGUGUUCCCGACGCCCACUACGUGGAGCUCAUCGCCCAGAAGCAGCGUCUCCAGCAGCUGGAGACGGAGUAUGCGCAGAAAAUCCAGCAGCUGAAGGAGGCGCAGGCUCUGCGGCAGGCGUACGCGCCUCCUCAGCCCUCCCUCCACGACCUGACGCAGGACAAGCUCGCCCUCGCCAGCGAGGACCCCGACCCCGAGGAGGAGGAGCUACAGCCCGCGCCCGCCUCCAGCGUCCGUCGGCGCUCCUUCCGCGAGUCAGGCUCCUUUACCAAGCCGAAGCUGGGCCACUCGGACACCCCCUCCACGCCCACGACGCCCGCCGCGCCCACCAAGCCAACGCAGGACAGCGGUUCCCCCCCUCCGGAGCUGCUGCUAUUGGGCUUGAAUCUGGACAGCCUCCGUCAGCACCACCAGCGGACGCAGACGCUCUCAGACCUCCUGCUCCACGAGCUGCGCGCUCUAGGGGGCGCCAUGGUGGACAUCCGGCCCAGUGCAAGGGUGGCUCAGGUGGACUUUGACCCCAUGGCGCCCCAGCGCAUGCGGGCUGACCUGAAGCCUGUGACCUUUGGCCCUUACCGCAGUCCGCUGUUGCUCUUCAGGUCGUACAGGUUCAGCCCGUAUUUCCGCACCAAGGAGAAGCUGUCUCUGAGCUCCGUCACCUACAGCAACGUCAUUGAGCCCAAAAAGUGUUUCUGUCGCUUUGACUUGACGGGAACGUGUAACGAUGACGAGUGCCAGUGGCAGCACAUGAGGAAUUGCACUCUGAAUGGAAACCAGUUAUUCCAGGAUAUCCUAUCCUAUAGCCUCCCUCUUAUUGGCUGUUCUGAGGAAAACUCCACCAGUGAGAUCUGCAGAGCCACAGAAAAAUACAUCAAGAAGCUGUUUUCUGGGAAUAAGGACCUGAUGGGGACGGACCAGAAGGCCGUGCUGUUGGUCAGCAAGGUCAACGAGAGCGUCCGGCAUGUGCCUCCUUACACCACCUGUAAGGAGAAGAGGAGGUGGAGACCAGAACCUCAGAGACCACAGCAGCCCGACCCCGGAGCAGAGAGCGAGGACGAGAACGCCACUGUUCCUGGAUCAGCUCCAGAGGGCCGGCGUUUCCCAGACUGCUGCUCUGUUUCGGACGUGUGUGUGACUCAGGACGAUAAGCGCUAUUUCGACAGCGAGACGGACGACAUCUCUAACCUGGAGUACAGCGUACUGGAGAGUCCCCGAGACGUGCAGCUCUGGGUUAAACUGGCCUACAAGUAUCUCAACCAGAAAGACACUAACGCAUCAGAGUGCCUGGACGCGGCACUGAACACGCUGUCCCGGGCGCUGGAGGACAACCAGGAAGACGUGGAGGUGUGGUGCCACUACCUGUCUCUGUUCUCGGGCCGCGCCAGCCGGGACGAGGUGCAGGAGAUGUGCGAGAUGGCUGUGGAACACGCACCCCACUACCACGUCUGGUGGACCUACCUGAACAUUGAGAGCACGUUUGAGAAGAAGGACACCGUGUGCUGUAGGAUGCUGCAGUACCUGAUGGAGCCUACAGUACCUGAUGGAGCGCAGGACCGAUCGUUUCAGCUGCUGGAGACCCUGUUGUACAGAGUUCAGCUCAGCCUGUUCACUGGCCGCCUGAAUAACGCUCGCCAAACACUGCAGAGCGCACUGAUGGCGGAUGGCGAGAGGAGUGUGUCAGCUUGCCUGACCCUCGCGCACCGCUGUGUGGCCUGGCUCUGCUAUAUCCACCUGUGUGAGUUCGGGGUGCUGCCCUCUCACCUCUAUGACCCUACCAACUCCAACCCCUCCCGCAUCGUCAGUCUGGAGCCCUUCCUCCUGCCCUGGAGCUCCACCCACCAGCUGGACACGCCCCCGGACCGCCUCCUGUCCCUGUUCCACGAUGCUUUAAUUCAGUGUGUGGAUGAGCGUGUGUCUCCAGUUGAGCAGAUGCUGGCGUGCCUUCUGCUCCACACCAACCACCUCCACCUUCUUCGCGUGCUCGGACGGCACCAGGAGGCCAUCGCUGUGUGCGAGAGCCUGCUGAGCGUGUGCGCUCACUGCUGCCCCUUGCUGGAGAUCCAGAGUGAGCUACACAUGGUAGAUGGAGAGCAGGAUCGUGCCGCGGGGGUGUGGCUCCGGGCCCACGCCCUCUGCCCCCGUGAUGCGCAGAUAUUCUACCACCUGUGCAGGUGUCUGCAUGCACUGGAGAGGUCCAGUGUGGCGGAGGAGCUCUUUGAGAAGUUCCUGUCCUCCUUCUGCAGCACAGUGCCGACUGGUCUCCCUCCUGUAGCGAUCUUGCGGCACCUGCUCAGCCUGCCUCCACAGGACCUGCAGCAAGCUCCGCCCACCGUUCAGCCACACCUCCAAGAGGAGCUGAGGGCCCAGCUCCCCUACCUCAGCCUAAUGCACAGCUGGUGGCAGUCUGUGUAUGGCAGCGUGGUGGACGCGCUGGACGCCUUCGAGGCGGCGCUGGGCAGCGUCUCCGCUCUGGACCUUCUGCAGAAGCUCUGGCUCAAUUAUCUCCAGUACACUAGCAGCAAGCUGCCACCAGGGGGCCGUGAGCUGCGUGUGUUGGCCGAGCUGGUGCAGCGGUGUCUGGCCACAGUGCCCAGCAGGCUGACCCUACCGUACAACAGCACCACCUACUGGAGCAGCUAUGACUUCCACAACCAGGUGAUCGCGUUCUAUCUGAGCUUUCUCCCUGCGGGUCUGCACGCAUCUGUUCUGGAGCGGUUCAGACACACCAUGCCCACCAACAUGGCACUGGCCCUCAGGUUGGUGCAGCAGGAGAAGACUGAUGGCGGUGACGAGCAGGUCAGGCUCCAUGCUAAGCAGCUGGCUAGCACCAUCCCCAGCGCUCUGGCCAGCUGGAAGAUUGCGAUCGCUGUUCAGCGGGAGGAGAAGAGGCGGGCCCAGGUACAGAGGCUUUACCAUCAAGCCCUUCAGAAACUUCCCCUCUGUGCUUCUCUAUGGAAAGAUUGGCUACUCUUUGAAGCUGCAGGUGGAGGUAAAACUGACACACUGAAAAAACUUGUUGCCAAGUGCCAGGAGGUGGGAGUGAGUCUCAGUGAACCUCUCAGUUUAGGCCUCAACAGCUCACACGCACAGGAUCCGUGAGGCCCCUCCCUCCCUGUACCCAAACCCCUCCCCCACCAUGCCCCCAAUCACACAUUCCCUUACACCUCCUCUCCACCCUCUCCAACACACAUCUCCAGUAGCGUAGAGAGCAGGAGGCUAGGGGGAGGGCCCAGUCCUCCCGCCGCCCUGUCCAGUAAUGGCACUGACGUGGAGGGAGAGAGGCAGAGCGACGCCUGCCUGUCUGUCUGCUGAAGACUGUGGUCUGCAGCUAACUGCGUGUGGGGGGUCUGUAAGCGCCGUGGCGUCCUCUACGUAAGUAUGGAGCUGCUCACCCAGCCGCUGACCUUUCACUCCUCCUUUUUCCGUUCCGUGUCGUGCAUCAGCAGUUUUAAUUUGGCUUUUAUUUUACUUCGGGGUCAAACUUAACGGACUGCAACUUCCUCCAUAGCGACGUUGAAAGCGACAGUAUUUUAAAGAUGGCUUCCUUCCCGUAUACUUGCAGAAUUGAUUGAUGACGGGAAUGAGACUGACUCAAUUUUGAGGUUGUUUUAAACGGCUUAGAACCAAGUGAAAAAUGUUGUCGCCAUGGAUUGAAAUGGCUGCCAGAAGUAUUGUGUCCUGACCCCGUCAGUAUCUGCUGUGUGGGAGACUGCUGUAGAGACGUGUGUGACACGCCCCGGCCACCGGGUCGCGCACACGCACGGUCUCGCUAGUCGAGGAGUCUUCGAGAAAUAGUUCAUCUGUUCAUGUGCAGAAAUGUGUUUUCCUUUUUUUGUCAAAAUAUCUCCAUUAAUUAAAAGUAUUCAGGAACAUGCAGGAAUGAGCUUUCAACUGUUUUGUUUUAUUUUGUAACUGAAAAUGUUUCUAUUAAAUUAUUUUGUAAACAAA
Molecule: messenger RNA, 6570 nt
Organism: Electrophorus electricus (electric eel)
Lineage: Eukaryota; Metazoa; Chordata; Actinopteri; Gymnotiformes; Gymnotidae
Gene: zfc3h1
Product: zinc finger C3H1-type containing
Biological process (GO): RNA processing
Cellular component (GO): exosome (RNase complex); nucleus
Molecular function (GO): protein binding
Source: RefSeq, a predicted model, not a curated record